GCCUCUUCUCGUGCACUGAACGAAUCUUUUUGUAGACGUGCUGUUUGAUCGUUUGGCUCACAUUGAAGGGGAAAUCUUGUAGUUUGUAGUUUGAAAUAAUUAGACUUGUGACACCAGUCCUGUAACUUUUCUGACACGUCUCCGAUAGUAAGAGAACUACCACGCCACUCAUUUCCUGUAAAAUCAAGUGAACUUUACAGGAAACCCAUCGUAUACAGUUUUUUUUUUUUUAGCGUGUCAAAUUAGACUGUUUCCUCCCUUUUCAUACACAAAAUAAAGCCGUAUAGCAAACAGGAAUAUUCUAUUGAUUCAUAGAUCAUUUGAGAAAUAUACAUGUGCGCACAACAGAGGGCUUUUGGUAUCGGUUAACGUCGUUGACGUUUGACAUUAGCUGACUGACAUACAGUAUUUGUCCUGAAGAUGGCACUCUUGCAGCAACUCCCUCUCAAGAAAAGGAGGAAGUAAAACCACCGAAGAAGAACACGUUCGUCCAUUGACCGCGUGUUGGUUCUACUUUCACCAAUUCUGGAAAACAACCGGUUUUUUUUGCAUACUAUUUAUGGAUAAACCUACGUCGUUUUAACAUUCUGUUCAUUGUAAAAACUGUUAGUUGCGACUAAGUUGUAACGUUUUAGCAAUCGUCCACAUUGUGCACCCAAAUUGGUUGAGGAUAAUCUCAUCCCCCGUGCAAACUUCACGUGCGAUUAUUCGGAUGAAAGGUGCAGUACUGGAAACAACAAUGACAAAGGAGAAUCCUUGGAUUAUACCUCCCAAUGCUCCGGCAUGCAUGGAGAAACAUUUGUGCGCCGCGCAGUACCGAACAGAUGGCACCUUGUUGCUCGGUGCUUCCAGCCUCACUGGCAGGAGUUGGCAGGGCUCUGUGUGGAUCUACAGCAACCCUGAGCAGGCCCCCAAUGAGGGCUUCUGCAAAGCUGGCGUGCAGACGGAGACCGGCAUAACGGAUGUCAAGUGGGUGUCAGAAAAGGGUGUUGUUGUGGCAUCAGAUUCAGGCGCCUUGGAGCUGUGGGAGCUGACUGAGGAGGAGCGCCUCCUAGUCAAUCGCUUCACCAAGCACGAGCAUGAUCAUAUCGUCACCACCGUGAGCCCCGUAGCCGCAGCGAACAGUGCCGUGACUGGGAGCAUGGACUGCAGAAUUAAAGUGUGGGAUCUGAGCCAGGAGACAGUUGUCACUUCAUACAGCGUGCACACAAAGCCGGUCACUUGUGUUGCCUGCAGUCCUACAGACGGUUCUCUUUUCAUCUCCUGUGGUCAGGAUGGCCGUGUGCUCAUGUGGGACACAAGGAAACCAAAUAAACCAGCCACAAGAAUAGAUUUAGAGGCUUCGCCCUGCUUGCCCACCACUGUCUCCUGGCACCCUCACCACAGAAGCACCAUUGCUUUUGGUGACGAGCUUGGGAGAGUGACCAUUAAAGAUUUCCUAGCGACCGAGCCGGCUCGCAUGGCAAGCGUCCACAACCGCAGAGUUAACGGGCUAGCCUUUUCUCCACACAGUCCCUCUUUGCUGGCCUCCAUUAGCGACGAUUGCUCCCUUGCCGUUUUAAACUCUGAACUACAGGAAGUCUUUAGAGAUCGACGCCACCAGGACUUUGUCAAGGGUGUGUGCUGGGUUCAGGGAGGCACGAAUAACCUCACCACUGUGGGCUGGGAUCACUUUGUGCUUCACCACAAGGUUGAGCCAACAGGGGGUAUCCUCAGCUCACCUUAGACCUAAUCACCGUUUUAACACCUCAUGGGUAUACUGUCUAUGUGUACAGUAGAACUUUAGAUGGAAUCGUUUCACGUCUGUUGUUUGCAUAUCAUCUGUUAUGUUUGGAAAAUAAAGGUUGUCAAAUCAAA
Phyllopteryx taeniolatus (common seadragon) is the source of this 1857-nucleotide messenger RNA. Its product is annotated as methylosome protein WDR77-like. Lineage: Eukaryota; Metazoa; Chordata; Actinopteri; Syngnathiformes; Syngnathidae. Gene Ontology annotation, molecular function: protein binding. Gene Ontology annotation, biological process: oocyte axis specification. The transcript is spliced from 10 exons. Gene Ontology annotation, cellular component: methylosome. Bases 713 to 1726 code for a protein of 337 amino acids. The record is from RefSeq and is a predicted model, not a curated record.